Owenia fusiformis is the source of this 1649-nucleotide messenger RNA. Lineage: Eukaryota; Metazoa; Annelida; Polychaeta; Sabellida; Oweniidae. The record is from the annotation of a GenBank genome assembly.
UUAUGCAAGGUAAAAGACCCAAGCAUUAAACUAAUUUGCCCACAAUCUGAAAUGAAAAUUCAAAGUGGAUUUCACACAAGGAUUAAUGUACAAUCAAUUUAUACCAGGAGGAUUUUGAAAAAAUACUAAGGUUAAGACUCACUGUUGUUAAGAUGGUAGAUGCGGUUGCCGAGGAGAUCACUGAGACUCUAACAUGCCUGAUUUGUAUGGAACUUUACGAGGAUCCUAAGAUAUUAAAAUGUGGUCACUCAUACUGCAAGGUCUGCCUACAGAACCACGGAUCCAAGAAGAAACAGUUGAAACACAUAUUAAGCUUGGACAGUGGUGCAUGGGGUGUAGAAAGGACAUUACACAAGAAAUCUCUUGUGAGUACCAAGGCCUAUUGCACUGUGGAUUACACUGGUGAGGGCACCAAUGCACAUGUAGUUACAGCUGUAAUUGAAGAGGAAGAUGAACUUAUGCUAAUUGACCCAGAUCUACAAGCAGCCUUUAAGAUCAAAUCUGGAAGUAACCUUGGCCUGAGGGAUAAAUGUAAAAUGUCAGAUUCAAAGAUGAGUCUUAAAAGUAAGAGAUCAGAUUCGAUAUCAAGUAUUGCUAGUAAACUUCUACGUGGACAUGAACCUCAAUCUCCAGGGACAGUAAGACGAUUGGCUGAAGCAAGGGGUGCUUUUGUGAUAACAUGUCCGCUAUGUUUGAAAACAACGAUACUGGAGACCGGAAAGGUGGAGGAGCUGCCCACAAAUUAUGCUGGCAGCGUCACAAUGAUUUGGCGAUUCACUCGCAAAGUACGAGCAAAGUUCUGUGCUCUCUUUUCAAAGAAAUCAAAGAAGGAAGAUAAUGCGUACAAUGAAAUCUAUGAAAUUGGAACUCAUGAAGCACCAGAGAAAGAAGCAAGUGGACCCGGAUUGUUAAUAUGCUGUCUGUGUUUUUAGAUCAUGACAACUUGGCAACAUUUAUAACAAUAACAUUUUUCUAUACUUUAUAUCAAGUAGUUAAUUACGGGAACUAAAGGAAUCAAUUUUAUUUAUGUCUGUGUUUUAAGAUCACCACAACUUGGCAACAUUUAGAAUAAUGCAUUUUUGUGAACUUUAUAAACAUUUAAUCGCAUAUGCAAUAUAAUGUGGUUUAUUGUUUCAAUUGCCUCAGGGAAUUUUCCUGUUUACAUAAUUGGGGAUUUUAGAAAAUGAUCAUUUGGUUUUUGGUCACUUAAGUUUUCCAGAGAAUGUGAGGAUGCACUUAAUUAAGCUAAUUAGGAUUUUAUGUGAUAUUAAUUAACUAGAUUAGGUUUGAAUUUAAUAUUAUUAUGGUGAUAUUUAAUUAAGCUAAUUAGGCUAAUCUAGCUGAUUAAACUAAUUAAGUGUUUUACUUCUUAAUACUCCCAGAUGGCAAAUUAAUAUUAACCAAGAAGAUAAAUAUAACUUAAGCUAUGUACAGCAAAUUGUUUAUAUUCGUAUAUGAUAUCCACUCCAAUAAAAGGUUACAUUAACCGCGACUAGAUUUGAUAUUUAUUUCAUGUGUGAACUCAUUUUGAGUCAGUGUAUAGUUGAGCCAAUUAUUUACAUUGGAAGAGGAAUUGGAAAUCACACCUCCUGUUACAAACAAUGGUGAAUUUAUUCAUAUUCUGUUAAUAAUAAGCAUUUUCUGCAAAA